CUCUGCUGCCUCAUACAAUUUUUCUCUCGGUACUUCCAUGUAGAAAGCAGAAUAAGCCAGAUCGUCUCCUUCCAACUCGUAAACUCGAGCCAAAGCAAUUGCCGUUAAAGUAUAUCGGCCAAGAAGAUGGCGGAGGAGAGCCGAAGAGCAGGCGGUGGCAUCCCAGGCGGAGGAACAUUGCAGCAGGGAGGAGUCAGGGGUAGCUAUUAUGAGGAAAAGAAGCCGGCUUUAGGAGCUGAUCAGGAAGUCGCUAGAGCUAAGAGGGUUGUGCUGAAGAGUGCGGACAUGAAGGAGGAGGUGCAAAAGGAGGCUAUCAGCUGCGCCGUCUCUGCGUUCGAUAAGCAUGCUGUGGACAAAGACAGAGCAGAAUACAUCAAGAAGGAGUUUGACAAGAAUCACGGUCCAACCUGGCAUUGCAUCGUUGGUCGAAACUUUGGUUCAUAUGUUACCCACGAGACAAACCACUUCAUCUAUUUUUACCUUGAUUCAAAGGCCGUCUUGUUGUUCAAGUCCGGAUGAUUAUUUGAUGCAGCGCAGCCUGACUUUGGCUUCCAAAUCCCCCUGCCUCACCUUUCUCAAGCAUUCUCUGUAUAUGAAAAAGACUCUCCCCUGUACGUUUCAGUUGGCUUUGUGUCGCCUACGAAGUCGGACACGAAUGCACAUUUCUGAUUGUAAUAUCUGUUGAAGGCAAGUUCUAUUUUUUUUAAUGUGACCAAAUGAUGAUAAAAUAUCUUCCCAAACACAAACUUGAUCCUUAGUAAGUACAUCUGUCGUUUAAUAAAGGUGUUUUUUUUUUUCUGAGCUAA
Molecule: messenger RNA, 806 nt
Organism: Phalaenopsis equestris
Lineage: Eukaryota; Viridiplantae; Streptophyta; Magnoliopsida; Asparagales; Orchidaceae
Product: dynein light chain 1, cytoplasmic-like
Exons: 3
Coding region: 127-519 (130 amino acids)
Biological process (GO): microtubule-based process
Cellular component (GO): dynein complex
Molecular function (GO): dynein light intermediate chain binding; dynein intermediate chain binding
Source: RefSeq, a predicted model, not a curated record